Messenger RNA from Zea mays, 1553 nucleotides. Its product is annotated as uricase. The record is from RefSeq and is marked provisional. Gene Ontology annotation, cellular component: peroxisome. Gene Ontology annotation, biological process: purine nucleobase catabolic process; urate catabolic process. Gene Ontology annotation, molecular function: urate oxidase activity. The transcript has 6 exons. Lineage: Eukaryota; Viridiplantae; Streptophyta; Magnoliopsida; Poales; Poaceae. Bases 106 to 918 code for a protein of 270 amino acids.
CGCAAACCCAGACGGCCCGCCAGACCCAGCGGUCGCUUACUCGCAUCGCAGCGCACUCGCGCCACAGUCGGCAUCACAGACCAGAUCCCUGCGGGUGCGGCGGCCAUGGCCGAGAACUUCCAACUCCAGGGCCGGCACGGCAAGUCCCGCGUCCGCGUCUCCCGCGUCUGGCGCCGCCCGGCCGCGGCGGGGGGCGACGUCAUCGUUGAGUGGAACGUCGCCGUCAGUAUCGUCUCCGACUGCCUCCCCUCCUACACCUCCAGCGACAACUCCGCCAUCGUCGCCACAGAUUCCAUCAAGAACACCGUGUAUGUCAAGGCGAAAGAGUGCACGGAAGUGGUGUCCAUGGAGGAAUUCGCCGUGAUUCUUGGAAGGCAUUUCACCUCGCUGUACCCUCAGGUUUCAGAGGCCACGGUGACUAUCGUGGAGCGCCCAUGGGAGCGUGUGACUGUCGACGGAAAGCCUCAUUCGCAUGGGUUCAAAGUUGGUGUUGAGAAGCACAGCACAGAGGUCAUUGUAAAAAAAUCUGGAAGCCUGCGUAUAAAUUCUGGAAUUCAAGGAUACUCGCUGCUAAAGACAACUCAGUCUGGGUUUGAAGGGUUUGUGACGGAUCGCUAUAGGCUUCUUCCUGAUACAAGGGAAAGGAUAGUAGCAACAGAAGUUACUGCUUGGUGGAGGUAUCCCUUUGAACAUGUUUCGCAGCUCCCAUCGAAGCCAUUCUGCUUCACGCAGAGAUAUCAGGAUGUAAAGAAAGUCCUUGCAGAGACGUUCUUUGGUCCUCCGGAUGUUGGUGUGUAUAGUCCAUCCGUACAAAAUACGCUAUACCUCAUGGCCAAGGAAGUCCUUACAAGGUCUGUAACUCUGAUUCGGUCGUCCCUUGUUUUCAGCCCCUUAAAAUAUGCACACAGUUUUCUUUGAUGAGUUGCAUUGCACUGAAUGCACAUGUACACUUUGAAGGUUCCCAGAUAUAUCGUCAGUCCAGCUUAGAAUGCCGAACCUUCACUUUCUGCCUGUCAACUUGGGGAGCAAAGAAGCUCCGCUGGUGAAGGUAAAACUUCCUCUACUGUAAAAAAUGUACGAAUUCUAUUGUUUCUUCUCUACCUAUUGAAUGACUCUCCAGGAUAGAAUUGCGGUGUCAAAUGUAGUUUAUAUGUACACAUCUUAUCCGCGGAACCUGAGAUAUAUUUUGUGUUUGUUUAUCAGUUUGCUGAUGAUGUGUACCUGCCGACGGAUGAACCACACGGGACGAUUGAAGCAACCUUAAUAAGCCGUCCCAUGUCAAAGCUGUAAAAAAAAUGUAGUCGUCAGGCUGGUAUUAGACUCCUGCUUCGUCUCCCCAGCAUCCCCAGGCUUAAAAUGGACAGUAAGCUGUAAGGGAAAGAUAAACUGUCAUAAAUCGUAGCCCCUAUGCUUUAUGUGUGGUGGUGGUAAUAAGUGCACAGACUUGUAUUGGAUGUUGUCAGCUGUAGCCUGUAGGCGUCCAGCUUGUGACGUUUCGCCACUGUAAUCGUGUACAUUGGUCGUCUUGUGUGGAAACCAGUUAAUAUCUUUGG